Molecule: messenger RNA, 1985 nt
Organism: Sebastes umbrosus (honeycomb rockfish)
Lineage: Eukaryota; Metazoa; Chordata; Actinopteri; Perciformes; Sebastidae
Gene: drc2
Product: coiled-coil domain containing 65
Exons: 9
Coding region: 301-1803 (500 amino acids)
Biological process (GO): regulation of cilium movement; cilium-dependent cell motility; axonemal dynein complex assembly
Cellular component (GO): axoneme; axonemal dynein complex
Source: RefSeq, a predicted model, not a curated record
CGGAGCUGUUGCCAUGGAGACGGAAGCCAAACAAGCAGCUGCUGCCUGAGAGAGUCUUCAGAGACAUUUAGUGGAUCUCUCGCCGGUAACGUUACGGUGUUCACGGUGUUCACGGUGUUUACGGUGUUCACGGUGUUCACGGUGUUCGAUUUGACUCACGGUGCCGCUCCGUGUCCGACUGACGUCACGGGUUUCAUUUACUUCACCGGGAACCGGUAACGAGUCUUUACGUCAGAUAUCAAACAAAGAGGAAGAGGAGGAGGAGGAGGAGGAGGAGGAGCCGGAGGAGGAGGAGGGAUCAUGCCGAAGAAGGCCAAGAAAGGAGGAGGAGGAGGAGGAAAGACGGAGGAGGAGAGGCUGAUGUUCCUGCAGCAGAGAGCUCAGGCCGAGGAGGAGAUGGCCAAGAAGAGAGAAGAGAUCCUCACUCUGUUUCUGAAGGACAAGUUGCAGAAGGAGGAGAGGAACACCGCAGUGAACCUUCUGAAGCUCAACGAAGGCUGGAGGUCGAUCCUCCGUCAGACGCGAGCCGGCGAGCUGCGUGGAAACCUAGCGGUGCUCAGCCAGACAUUUGAGAGGCAGCUGGACGGCCUGGACAGCGUCGUCAAGAAUCUGGAGCGUGACCUGCGGGAGGCGGAGCGUCAGUCGGCUCAGGUGAGGCGCGUUCACCUGCAGCACGUGGAGCGUCUGUGGGAUCGGCAGGGCAAACGGCUGGCGUUGGUGCAGCGGCGGUGGGAGAACGGCCUGCAGCACCUGAGCUCCGGGUUCAACUCGGAGAGGAAGCAGAUGUCGUCACGCUCUCAGCAGCAGCGAGAUGACCUGGAGGACGCCACGUUCACGGUGGAGCAGCGACACAAAACAGUGAUGGAAGAAAUCCAAGACCUGUACUGGAAAACCAUCAAAGCCUACGAGAGCGCUCACGCAGACAGGAAAGCUGCUAUGGUCCUGGAGGACAAGGUCAAGCUGAAGGUGAAGAGCGUCCAGAAGCAGGACGCCGUGCAGCUCUGCAGCAAAGAGACGAAGGAACUCUCCCAGCUGCUCGACACGACCCAACGCCUGGUCCAACGGACGGACGCAGACGUGAAGAACGUGAAGAGGCUGCAGGACGCCGUCAUCCAGCUGAGGGCGGCGCUGACCUCCAGUAAGACAGAAGACGUGUUGGUGGAUCAGGAUCUGACCGCCGCCAGAAACCAGGUGAACAGGAAGACCCACGCGCUCCGCGACCAGCUGACUCAGGCUCACACGGCGGCGAGGAAGCAGCUGACCGAGCUCACCGUCCAGAGUGACGCCGCCGCCAAGAAACUGCAGGCGGUCAUCGCCAAGGGUCAGAGGGUUCUACGAGUGGCUGACAUGUGUCACAAGCUGGAGAGUGUCUCGUCAUCAUUCCCUUCAGAGGACCAGAGACCGGAGACAACUGGACCUGAGACGGAGAAAACUGGACCUGAGACGGAGACAACUGGACCUGAGACGGAGACAACUGGAAGUGAGACGAAGAAAACUGGAAGUGAGACGAAGGAACCAGUAAAGGAGUUCUCAGAGUUGCAGCAGGUGACGAGGAGCAUCAACACUUGUGUGCUGCAGCGAGAAGCUCUGAGGAGACAGAGAGACGAUCUGAACCGAGAGAACCAGCAGCUGAGGCUCCUGCUGCGUCAGCACCUGGACGCCAUGAUGGUCGGCGAGCACGACCUCGACGGACGCCACGCUCUGCUCACUGCGUACCGUGCCCCGACCACCGCGGUCCCGGCAGACACCGGCAGACGCCACAACGUCAUCGAGGCCGCUCACAUUGUCAAACACUCGCUGUGACUGCAGAGCUGGAAUAUAACGGACAGAAGGGAUGAAACCCGACAGCCGUGUCUCCCAAACAAUAAAUCACCUGUUCAAUACUUUAUUAUUACUUUAAAUCACAUGUUCAAUGCUUUAUUAUUAAUACUUUAAAUCACCUGUUCAAUACUUUAUUAUUAAUACUUUAAAUCACAUGUUCAAUG